Lachancea fermentati is the source of this 1590-nucleotide messenger RNA. The record is from the annotation of a GenBank genome assembly. Lineage: Eukaryota; Fungi; Ascomycota; Saccharomycetes; Saccharomycetales; Saccharomycetaceae.
AUGUCUGAUACAUCGUUAGCAGAAAAACAGAAGGCGAUUGAGGCUCGUAAUUUGGCGCUCGACAUCGAGCUCUCAGACGAGCCGUCCGACACAGUGUCCGCAACUGCGUCCACCAAAGCAUCGCACACUUUCUUCGGGCCGGACCAACCCGAGGAAUCGGAGGAAGCCAAGCAGCAACGCGUCGCCGUACUUGCAGAAAAGUACUCGGUCAAACAGCGACGCCUCCAGUGGAAGGUUGACAUCUGUGUCGUGCCCGCACUCGUUUUGCUGUAUUUCGCGGCGUUCCUGGACCGGAUCAACAUCUCGAACGCGCGGCUUUACGGGAUGGAAAGCGACCUGGGGCUUCACGGCAAUCAAUUCAACAUUGCUUUGACUGUGUUCUUCGUACCGUACGUCGUGUUUGAAAUCUUCGCCAACUACCUUGCCAAGCGCUUCAAGCCCCAUUGGUGCUUCUCCGUUAGCAUGUUCGUUUUCGGCUGCGCGACCAUUGGAUGCGGAUUUGUCAAGUCGUUCGGCGGGCUCGUUGCCGCACGUUUCUUCCUCGGUGUCGCAGAAGCGGCCACGUUUGACCUCAUUUUUUACAUUUUGUCGUCUUAUUACACUCUACGUGAAGCGCAGAGGAGAUUCUCCAUUUUCUUCAGCUCCACCACUUUGUCUGGUGCUGCGGGUGGAUCUAUCGCAUAUCAGAUUUACAACGGCAUCAACAACAACCAUUUGGCAAACUGGCGCUGGAUCUUCGUAAUUGAAGGUAUUGUUACCGUCUUCAUUGCUUUCUUGUUAUUCUUCAUCACUCCAGAUUUCCCUGAAACUGCCCGUUUCUUGAAGGAGAACGAGAAAAAGUUCAUCAAAGAAAAGCUCGAGGUUUAUUCCAACAUUGAAUCCGGUUAUGAGAUCAAGUUGUCGCUUCGUGACUAUCUACCCCUCCUAAAAGAUCCGAUUUUUUACCUCACGGCAGUUGCCUAUCUGUCGCUAGUUGUUCCAAGUUAUGGAUACGCUUAUUUCGCGACCACAAUCAUUAAGCUACUAGGUUAUACUUCUGUGAGUGCCAAUCAACACUCCGUUUAUCCUUGGCUAUCAUCGUUCGGCUACAUCAAUAUCAUCGCAUUUGUGUCGGACUACUUUCAAAAAAGAUGGUGGUUCACAAUAUCUUCCAGUUUUAUUGCGAUUGCGGGUCUUGCAAUGGUUGUGGGAUCUGAUAAUCCACAUGUUAAAUAUGGUGGAUGUUUUGUGACGACGCUUGGUCUCUACAGUGCCAUGCCAGUCUUGAUUUGCUGGACCUCUCUAAAUUACGGAGGUCACGCAAGAAAAUCUUUUGGAACAGCUUUCCAAAUCGGUUUCGGUAAUAUUGGAGGGAUCAUUUCAACCUUUUUGUUCUUAUCGCAAGACGCUCCCCAUUAUUACAGGGGUUUGGGCACAUCUAUUGGGUUUGUUGCUCUAUCCAUCGUUUGUCAACUGGGUAUGCUAUUCUAUUUCGUUCGUAUGAACGUGAAAAAGCAACAGCAAUCAUACAAGGAUAAAUUUUACCAACUCAGUGAAAGGGAGCGUAUAAUGAAAGGUGAUUUGGCUCCAAAUUUCAAAUAUUCCUUAUAA